CUACGCUUUUGGGAUCGUCGCCGCCAUCGUCAAGACCGCCUCAAGAUGGGUAUCUCGCGCUCCUCAAGGCACAAGCGCUCGGCCUCCGGAGCCGCCCCGAUCCCUUUCCGCAAAAAGAGAAAGUUCGAGCUCGGUCGCCAGGCUGCGAACACCAAGCUCGGUGCGAAGCGCGUCCGCACUGUGCGUACCCGCGGUGGCAACCAGAAGUUCCGUGCCCUUCGUCUGGACACGGGCAACUUCGCCUGGGGCUCGGAGCAUGUUACGCGCAAGACUCGUCUGAUCGGUGUCGUCUACAACGCAUCGAACAACGAGCUUGUCCGUACAAACACCCUUGUCAAGAGCGCGAUCGUUCAGGUCGAUGCCACCCCCUUCCGUCAGUGGUACGAGGCGCACUAUGCCCAGCCCGUGACCAAGAAGGGCAAGCAGCACGCCCCGGCACCUGAGGCUGAGGACAAGAAGCUGUCCAACCACGUCCAGCGCAAGCUCACCGAGCGCAAGAAGGACGCCAAGAUCGACCCCCUUCUUGAGAGCCAGUUUGCCGCUGGUCGUCUCUACGCUGCGAUCUCCAGCCGGCCAGGCCAGUCCGGCCGCGCUGAUGGCUACAUCCUCGAGGGCCAGGAGCUCGAGUUCUACGUCCGCAAGCUCCGUGCUGGCAAGCAGAAGCACGCCCACAACGCGUAGGCGUAUCGUGGCAUUGUACUUCUUACUAUGACGAGCAGGGCACUAUGGAAUGAUGGGGUACAAAAUUUAGCACUCGACUUGCACUCAUCACCCUCUGUAUGAUCCAUGAUUAUUACCCUAUGCACCUUCCAUGCCUC
Messenger RNA from Schizophyllum commune H4-8, 818 nucleotides. Its product is annotated as 40S ribosomal protein S8. Lineage: Eukaryota; Fungi; Basidiomycota; Agaricomycetes; Agaricales; Schizophyllaceae. Bases 46 to 681 code for a protein of 211 amino acids. Gene Ontology annotation, molecular function: structural constituent of ribosome. The record is from RefSeq and is a predicted model, not a curated record. The transcript is spliced from 5 exons. Gene Ontology annotation, biological process: maturation of SSU-rRNA from tricistronic rRNA transcript (SSU-rRNA, 5.8S rRNA, LSU-rRNA); translation. Gene Ontology annotation, cellular component: ribosome; cytosolic small ribosomal subunit.